GUGCAGCUGACAUUGAGUUGUUUACAAGCGUCUAAAACAUUCAGACUGUCAACAUUCAAUGAUCUCGUGUGACUGUUAACAGCAGACAUGGGUUGAAGCUUUAAGACUCCCAGGCCCCGCUGCUGCUGCUAGUACGUGUAGGAGAGGAUGGAUCCCGCGAUCUCUUUCUGUGAGAUUGAUCUAGACGAUCUCGAGUUUUAUGAGAGAUGUGGUGGCGGAUCAUUCGGGAGUGUUUACAGAGCCAAAUGGAAGUCAGAAAACAUCAUUGUCGCUGUCAAGAAGUUACUGGUUUUGGAUAAAGAGGCUCAUGUAUUGAGUUUGCUGAGUCACAGAAAUAUUAUACAGUUCUACGGAGCUGUGAUGGAGGAACCUAACUACUGCUUAGUUACAGAGUUUGCAGAGAAAGGUUCCCUGUAUGACUACCUACAGAAUCCUGACAAUGUAAUGGAUUUUCAGCAGAUUCUUACAUGGGCAACAGAGAUAGCUCAGGGCAUGAAUUACCUGCAUAAUGAGGCACCUAUGAAAAUCAUACACAGGGACCUCAAGUCCAAAAAUGUUGUCAUCUCGGUCCAGGGUGUGUGUAAAAUCUGUGACUUUGGAGCCUCCCGGUUUAUGGGCAGUACCACAAAAAUGUCACUGGCCGGAACAUUUCCCUGGAUGGCACCUGAGGUGAUACAGAGUUUACCUGUCUCAGAAUCCUGUGAUACCUGGUCCUAUGGCGUGGUGUUGUGGGAACUACUGACUCAUGAGGUGCCAUAUAGGGGGAUCGAGGGGUUCCAGGUGGCCUGGCUGGUCGUGGAGAAAGGGGAGAGAUUAACUAUU
Molecule: messenger RNA, 822 nt
Organism: Saccostrea cuccullata (small rock oyster)
Lineage: Eukaryota; Metazoa; Mollusca; Bivalvia; Ostreida; Ostreidae
Product: mitogen-activated protein kinase kinase kinase 20-like
Exons: 10
Biological process (GO): signal transduction; protein phosphorylation
Cellular component (GO): cytoplasm
Molecular function (GO): ATP binding; protein kinase activity
Source: RefSeq, a predicted model, not a curated record